CAAAUUCAAAUGUUGUAGGUCUCCUUCUUCCCUCACACACACACACACACACACACCGCUUCAGGGCUCAACAAUGGCGAAUAACAACUCCACAACCACCAGCGACAAAUUCUUCUCCUCAUUAAUUUCCGACAUCAAAACCUACACUGGCCCAGAUCCUCUUCUCCCAUGGCUCGGUGGAAUCAAGCAGAUGACAACUUCAUUACCCCCUCAGCUACUCAAACAGAAACUCCCUCGCUUUCUCCAAAAAUGCGUCCAAACUUUCCAAACAGAUCUCCGUUACCGCAAUGAUAUUCGAUACCUUCGCGUUUGGAUGAAACUGUUGGAUUUUGUUGAUGAUCCUGGGGCUGUUCUGGAGCAUAUGAAGGAGAGUCAUAUUGGGAACAAACGGUCACUGUUUUACCAGGCUUAUGCUCUUUAUUAUGAGAAGAUUAAGAAGUUUGCUGAGGCUGAGAACAUGUACCAUUUAGGGGUCCAAAAUCUUGCAGAGCCAGCAGACGAGCUUCAAAAAUCAUUUGAUCAGUUUCUUCUUAGAUUGGAGAAGUACAAAAACAAAAGGACUCAGCGGUGUGAAGGGCGAAGUACUGGAAAUCCUUCAGUGAAAAGCUUACUGAAGGAUAAGGUACCUUCAACGUACCUUAAACCGCUAAAGGUAGAGGACGAAAAAGUAAUUUCACAAAGCAGUGGAGGUAAACUAGAUGAACCUGCUGGUGAAAACACGGUUGUGGUCAGAUUUACAAAGACUGCCAUUGUUGGAAAAUCCAAAGCUGAAGAUGCACGCCAUCACGGGCUCGUGGAGCCCACUAUCAACACUAAAGAAGCCAUGGAUGCGAUAAACAGCAUGUUUCGGGCUCCUUUAGGCCCAGAACCGUUUCAAAAACACAAUUCGAACAAAACCAAAGCAAAUGACUUCAUGGUGUUUAACGAUAAUGACUCAGAUGGCAGGGUUGACCCGUCAAACGAAAAUCGAAAGUUCGAUUCCAAUAAAAGCAAAGCAAAUGAUUUCGUGGUGUUUAACGAUAAUGACUCAGAUGGCAGGGUUGACCCAUCAAACGAAAAUCGAAAGUUCGAUUCAAAUAAAAGCAAAGCAAAUGAUUUCGUGGUGUUUAACGAUAAUGACUCGGAUGGCAGGGUUGACCCGUCAAAUAAAAACCAACCCGUGGAGGAACCGUUUCAGAUAUACUGUGAUGGCGAUGAUGAUGAUGAAGAGGAGAAUAAGGAUCGUAAGAAAGAGAACUUUGACCACAAAACGGGUUCGAAUAUUACAAAAGGGACGUUUGGUUUUCAACAUCCUAAGGAUGUUUCUCUAGAAUGUUCGAAAGAUUCAGAAUCAGGCAGGGUCUUACCGGCGAAAUUUAGAGAAGAUACAGUUGUGUAUCGGUUUGUAGGGUCCACCAUAUCAGACGAGCCGAAGGUGGAAAACGUGUGCCACCAUGGUUUAGUGGAACCCACUGUAAACUUAAAGGAGGCUAUGGAUGACAUUAACAGCAUGUUUGGAAAACCGAUAGAGUUUGUAAGGAAAAGAAGACCGAGAAAGCAGGAGAAACCGUUUGAGGAGAAACAAAACUGCAGUUCGUUUUUGAUACUUCCGGAUGAUGAAAGCGAUCAUGUUCAAGAAAAGAUUUGCAAACCGAGUAGUUCGUCUUCGAGAAACGAUAACGAUUUGUUUGAGCAAACCGUUUGCACAAAGGCGGCCAUGGAUGAUAUAAAUAAGAUGUUUGCAAUGCCAUUGGACUUCUAAAGAUCUGUUUCAUAACACUAACUUUGGCAGCUGGGAUUGGCUCAGCAUCGGUGAGAGACCAUGAUCCGAAGUAUUUACAACUCUGGCAAUAAACUUUUCCUUCCACCACAACGGUGGCGGUUUUGUCUUGUUUAGCGGGCCUUUCAUGGGCCGUGGCGGUGGCAGCCGCCGCUAGGAAGACUAGUGGGAGGAGGAUGGAGAUGACUGUGAUGAAUUGAUUGUUUGCCAUUUUUGUUAUUAGUGUUUUUGGAUACUUGAAGACAAUGAAAGUUGUUUGUGGGAUGAACAAUGUUGGGGUUUAUAUAGUUUGUUGACAUGA
Helianthus annuus (common sunflower) is the source of this 2060-nucleotide messenger RNA. Its product is annotated as probable inactive serine/threonine-protein kinase bub1. The coding region runs from base 74 to 1741 and encodes 555 amino acids. The transcript is spliced from 6 exons. Gene Ontology annotation, molecular function: protein kinase activity. NCBI's taxonomy places the organism in Eukaryota, Viridiplantae, Streptophyta, Magnoliopsida, Asterales, Asteraceae. Gene Ontology annotation, biological process: meiotic sister chromatid cohesion, centromeric; mitotic spindle assembly checkpoint signaling. The record is from RefSeq and is a predicted model, not a curated record.